Puccinia graminis f. sp. tritici CRL 75-36-700-3 is the source of this 1800-nucleotide messenger RNA. RefSeq lists its product as uncharacterized. Gene Ontology annotation, biological process: proteolysis. The coding region runs from base 85 to 1470 and encodes 461 amino acids. Gene Ontology annotation, molecular function: metalloexopeptidase activity. NCBI's taxonomy places the organism in Eukaryota, Fungi, Basidiomycota, Pucciniomycetes, Pucciniales, Pucciniaceae. The transcript is spliced from 4 exons. The record is from RefSeq and is a predicted model, not a curated record.
AAAAAACCCAGGAGGACCCAACCAAGCCCAACCAACUCACUCCAACUUACAUAUCAUCAUCAUCACCAUCCUCCAACAAGCAAGAUGCUCAACUACUCGACCAUCAUCGGAGCAGUUGCCCUGCUACUCCUAUCAACAGCAACCCAACCGAGCGCAGCCGAAGAACCACCACUGGUCAUCAACCGAGCCACCAACCAGAUCAACUUCCAACUCAGUCCGCCCAUAGAAUCACUACUUGGAGGAGAGAACCAACACCGAUUAAGCCAAGAGAAAGCCGAAAGCCUGCUCACUGACAACCAUCUCGAGCGCAUCACAGAACAUAUCAAGGCGUACCCGGAGAAGCGACUGAUCAGAUGGGCCGAUGGGCGUCAGGAAUGGACCACUGAGGGCGAGAAAGCCUUGCUGAUCUUCAAGGAUGGACGCAGGAAGUUCGUGGACAUCACCGACUCGUGGCUCGCUAGCGACCUCCACUCAGACGCCUUCACCCUCGACUCCGACCCGCAACUUCUCAACCCUACCUUCGUCACCCAUCAUUCGUCGGAUCUUCUUCAUCAAUCAAAAUCUCCAGUCCAUUCCUUCCCUCACAAAAUUAAACUCGGGCAUCAGGCUGUCGCUAAUUUUACUCGUCUUAUUCAACCCGCUCGGAUGAAGAAACGCUUGACGAAAUUCACCGACUUCCGAACCCGAUAUUAUCGCUCAUCGACUGGCAAAGAAAGCCAAGCCUGGCUUUUAAAUGAGAUCCGUACGUUGGUAUCCAAGUCGAAAUCGAACGUGACGGUGAGUGAAUUCCCGCACAAGUGGGGGCAGAACACGAUCAUAGCGCGUUUCGAGCCGAAUGGCGAAGAGGCAGCGACGAGAAGUAGCGGGACGUUUAUCGUAGGCGCGCACCAAGACUCGACGAACCUGCUCCCGUUCCUACCUGCGCCGGGGGCAGACGACGAUGGUUCGGGGACGACGUCGAUCCUCGAGGCCUUCGACAUCCUGCUCCACCACAACUGGACCCCCAAAGCCGGCCAGGGCGCGCUCGAGUUCAUGUGGUUCUCCGCCGAGGAGGGCGGCCUGCUCGGCAGUCAGGAAGUUGCACGCGCGUAUCGACAAGCUAACCGGCCCGUCGACGGCAUGGUCCAGUUCGAUAUGACCGCGUUCGUCAAGAAGGGCACUACACCAACUGUCGGGCUGGUCACCGACUUUGUUGACCCCUCUCUCACCCAGUAUUUGAGAUUAUUGAUCGACGAAUAUUUGGCGAUCGGAUGGACGAACACCAAGUGUGGAUACGCGUGUUCAGACCAUGCCAGUUGGAUCAACAUCAACGUGCCCAGCGCGUUUGCCAUCGAAUCCUCCUUCGAAGACUCGAACCAAAAGAUCCAUUCGACUGGCGACACCAUCCAUCAACCCGAGUUCAGCUUCGACCAUAUGGCUGAGUUCUCGAAACUCGUCCUCGGUUUAGUUCUCGAACUUAAAGGCCUCUAGCGUGGUCAUCAUCCUUCCUCUCUCUGGCUGCUGCCCGAUCUUCACAUGUCUUUGUAUUCCACUUGCAUCGCUGGCUCUUGUCUACACCCCCUUGUUACCUCUUUAUAUUCCCGUGUAAUCCAUCCACCCAAUCGAUCCCCUUCUCCUCGUUCUUUUAUUUUUGUAUAUCCUGAUUGAUCAUCCUUGCCGAGAUUCUUGCAAAGUUGUCAAUAUUCUCAUUGGUGUGCUUUGUUUUUGGGCGUGGAAUCGCACUCGUCGUUUGUCUUCUGUUUCAGAUGGAUAGGUGAGAACAUGCAAACAACAACAAACAAUCCCCAAAAGUGUCUUUCC